AUGAUGAUUCGAACAAUCUUUUUCAUUGGACUUUUUGUAACAUCUAUUGAUUUAAUUCCUACAGUAAAUGGAAUGAUCGUCAAUAAAGAUCAAAUUGAUAUUUCAAAACAAUUAUCCAAUGUUCGAUAUGCAUCAUCAAUCAAUAUUGAUGAUGUUAUGAAACAUCUUGAUGAAUUACAAAAUAUUGCAACAUCUUCUAAUGGAAAUCGAGCUGUUAAAACAAUUGGUUUUAAUCGUACACUUGAUUAUAUAACGAAUUAUCUUUCAUUAAAUACAAAUUUGAAAAUAACAAAAACUUUUUUUAAUUUACGAAAUUUUCAACUUCUUUGUAAUCCAACAUUUUCAUCAACAAUUGAUGGAGUUGUUAAAACAUAUUAUUAUUCAACUAGUCUUUCAUUAGCAGAUUUUUAUUAUGUUCACUAUUCAACAUCGGUUGAUAUAAGUAGCAAUGUUCUUCUUACGGUUAUUCCUAAUUUAGGUUGUUCAGAUGAUGAUUGGCUUUCAGUCCGUCCAUCUCCUGCUGGUAUUGUAGCACCUGUUAAACGAGGUGAUUGUACUGUUGAAAGUAAAGCUCGUCUUGCAAGUAAAUACAAUGUUGCUGCAUUAUUAAUUUAUAAUGAUGGUACAACAUGGGGGGUGGGUGCGGUUUGGGGUGUGGGUGAGGUGGAUGUGAGGUUAAUUCAAGAUAAGAGCUAA
Messenger RNA from Rotaria sp. Silwood2, 696 nucleotides. The record is from the annotation of a GenBank genome assembly. NCBI's taxonomy places the organism in Eukaryota, Metazoa, Rotifera, Eurotatoria, Philodinida, Philodinidae.